AUGGGCAACUCUAAUACAAAAGAAUCACGCUCGGGCGACAACCGCGAAGCCGGUACCGACGGGCGGGGGGAACCCGGCAGAUCCCGCAACCGCUUGAGCAGAGGCGACUUGAGCGGCUUCCUGAAUCUUCAAUCGAGUACUCGAGACCGCGAUCGUGACCGCCAAAAUGCUCCAUUCGAGCGCCGCGAGACGAAGCAGGAGCGUGAAGCCCGUCGACUGGAGCGCGACCGCGCCGCUCGGGCCAAGGAACGAGAACGCAGCCUGCGCGAGGAACACGUUGAUGGCGGAUUCCUUGUUACCCUGGGCACGUAUACCGGCAUCGAGGACUUCAGCAAACCAGUUGUGAGACAGCUACAGAUCGAGAGGAAGCUCGCUCCAUUCUGGCGUGGACUCAACGACUGGUCUGCAAACUGGGCCGAGCACCAACUCGUCGCCGCCGCUCGCGGCUUGCCCAUACCAGCUGCCGACACGCCUCCAGACCCUGGGCUGAUGCCCCGGCCUCGCCCAUCUGAGCCAGGGAAUCUGACCGUGUCGAUGGGAGAACGCACCCUCUCUGCGGCGUCGGAUCGUAGCGAGGCUGCCGUCGCUUCCGACCUGCCAUCGCCGGCUGCCACGGGGCCCGUCAAGAGCUCGUCGUUCAAACCCAGGGCAAAAGCCAUUGCGGCGGCUCUUAGCGUGAGCUCCCGUAACGCGUCGGCUACUGACCUGGCACCAAAGGAGAUUGCCCUACCCAACGACCCGUUCGUCAAUGGCCAGCCAAUCGAGGUCUUUCUUUACAAGGAGGCGGAUGACUGCCCCAUUUGCUUCCUCUCUUACCCGCCAUAUCUGAACCGAACCCGAUGUUGCGACCAGCCCAUCUGUAGCGAAUGCUUCGUGCAGAUCAAGCGAGCCGAUCCCCACCUUCCCGAGCACCAUCCGGACGGCCAAGCCAGGGACCCUAACCAAGGGCUUACCGCCGAUGACCCGCCAGAGAUGCUCAUAUCGGAACCUUCGGCGUGUCCCUAUUGUCAGCAGCCCGAGUUUGGCGUGACGUACGAGCCACCCCCUUUCCGACGAGGGUUGGCCUUUUCCGCGGCAUCCUCCGCCCUCGCCUCCUCGACAGCCAUGUCCUCGCAGAGCUCCCUCAACUCGACCCCUCCACCCAUGUCACCCCAGCAGGUCGGGCGACGACGCACGCAUAGUCUGUCGGCGACGGCCCCGAAUGUCAUCACCACGGAUCGCGUGCGGCCGGACUGGGCAACGAAGCUGGCGGCGGCGCGUGCCCACCAAGCCCGGCGCGCGGCGGCCGCAACGGCCCUGCACACGGCCGCUUUCCUCGUGGGUGGCAACGAGCAGCGGUCCCUCUUGCGCUCCAGCAGAUUCGGGCGCAGAAACACUGGUAGCAACGGGUCAAACACGCCAGCAGCUGAGCAAAGCGGAAGCGCUAUUGGAGGAUCCGACGCCCUGCAGUCUGGCGAGGGCGGAUCGUCAAAUAGGCACAUGGCUCUACGACGCCGCACCCGCAUGGAGGAACUGGAAGAGAUGAUGUUUAUGGAGGCUGUGCGCUUGUCUCUGGCUUCAGAAGAGGAUCGAAAACAUAAGGAGGACAAGGCCCAACGCAAAGAGGAGAAGAAGCGUCAGCAGGCAGAGCGCAAGGCGCAGAAGAAGCAAGGCAAGGAUCCGUACGGCGGAGGUGUCAGCGGCGCAAGUGCCAGCAGCCUGUCGCUCGGGCUGGGUCGCAUGAGAGGGAACAGCGCGGCUAGCAACCUGAGGAUGGAGGCCACAUUACAGGGAGCGUCAUCGGCGUCAAGGAUGGAAGAGACGCAAGCCACAGAGCACGAGGAUCAGGACGAACACGCUGCGGGCAAGGGCAAGGGUGUUGACCGAGCCCCUCGGGAAGCGAUGGGCUCUGCCAGCACUCCCGCGGGCUCCCUUAACGUGCCUCCGUGCGCCACCCGCAGUGGUUCCCAUUUGAGGCAGAUGAGCAACACCUCCUCGCUAGUUUCAUCCUCCGCGGACAGCCCAUCUGGUAGCUACAGUGGUCAAGGAUUCAUUGGGCCAGAGGGCGGCAGUCCGUCUCGCGUACCUCGCGUCGACGAUGCGGAUCCCGAUACUGGCAACGAGCCUUUGUUCAACUUUCGGAGCUUGGCAGAGCUUGUCGGGGUCAAUAUUGAAGACGGGUCUUCUCAGGCGGCAGGAGGCGACGGUGUGCCCUCGGCUCAUAAUGACGUGCAAGUAUCGGGCCGGCCGCUCUCACGGGUCAACGAAGAGGAGAAGGAAGAAGACGAGGCGCAGCCCGUCGAGGACAACAAGCCAAGACAGCCUGGCGACGAGAAGACUCCAUUGCAGACUUCCAUCAAGGCAGCAACAGAAGGCGCCCCGUCUUCCCAGGAGACGACUGCCCCUGCGACGCCCGAGAAAAACUCGGAUCGCGACGCUGCGGGCCGUGGGAGCAGCAAUCCCUCGCCGGGAGUAGCACUCGCCCUCGAAACAUCGAUGGCGGCCGACGACGCCGCAGCAGACGACAAGUCUGUCGGACGCUCAAGUGUCACGGAGCGGCCGUCGUCGACGGCGCAUUGA
Molecule: messenger RNA, 2559 nt
Organism: Hirsutella rhossiliensis
Lineage: Eukaryota; Fungi; Ascomycota; Sordariomycetes; Hypocreales; Ophiocordycipitaceae
Product: protein SIP5
Exons: 2
Coding region: 1-2559 (852 amino acids)
Cellular component (GO): cytoplasm
Source: RefSeq, a predicted model, not a curated record